GUCGAACCAAAGCAGCACUGAGUAUAUACGAUCUCUUACGUUUUCUAAUACAUUCAAGAAGGGAUUUUAGUAAAAAUCUAGCACGUGUCUGUUAAAUACUUAUAGAUAAAACCAUGGCUCUGGAUAUGUCAGACAUAGAUUCACUAGAUGAAGAUCUACGGGAUGAUUAUACACCACUUUACUUCUGCUCUGGCUUACUUGCGGUCUUGUUCUUACUGAGUACGCUAGCUUUAACUCCAGCAGGUCUUUUCACUAAUCACUGGGCUUCAGAAACAAACAAAAAUAUUUAUCACGACGAACGGGAUGUAACCUGGCAUGGGAUAAAAGAUGAAGUUGUUUAUAUAUUUGAAGUGACAGCAUUUAGUUUCAUAUUUGUGCCUCUCAAAUGCAUAUUGUAUGUACCAUGCUGCUGCGAUGACUGGUGUGCAGGGAUAUUUACGGUUUUAAUGAUGUGCUACGGUGUUUCUGCUUUUUUCAGCUUCGUAGGAUGUUUGAUACACGCCAGUCAGUACUCUACGUCUCAGCUCGGUUAUUCUUUCUAUCUUUGUUUAACGCCCGGAAUCCUUUUACUGCUGUUUAUUGUCUUCUUCAUAAUAUUGCAAGUCGCUGAAAAUCAGAGUAACAAAGUAACUGUUAAGAUCAACACCUCUAGUUCUGUGAGUAUCCGACAGUCUGUGGAACCAUCAAGUGUAAGCCACAGACAAGCGCCAAUGGAUGCACGUAAUGUUGGUACAAGUGUGUUUGCCAUAAUGCCAGCACAUGGUCAAGUUUCAGGACGGCCACCAGCAUACAACGAAGUACCAGGUAUCAGAAAGUUCUUCAAAAAGCCUAACCUCUAGAUAAAAAGAUAACAGAAAAAAGUAUCACGUGCGCUGCACAUAUAUAACAAAUGGCUUUAUGAUAAAGAUAUUCCUAAUUUGCGUGAAGUUUUCAUGUCAUCUCGAAUUUAAAGGAACCGAUAAUGCUUUAGAGUAAUAUGUGUGUGUGCACCAGUAGAAAUACGUUAGCCGUACGUUUGCAAAUCGAAAUGCUUUUUAUUUAAAGUCGAUAUUCUUCUGUUUUCAUCGCAUGACUAUGGUUCCAUUUAGGUUUUGUUUUACUUGCACACACUGCGACGUAUAUAUAGACGGGACUUCAAAUUUACUUCGACACAAAAGAAGUAGAAAUGUAUCAAAUUUGAAUUAAACGGAGUGAAAUUACAAACAAUAAAAAGGACUUUUGACGGGAUUUGAAACAUUAUCCGAGAUAGCAAGAAAUUUUCGACAUAUUCGUGUUGGAGAUCAUACCGAGUUCAUUUGCGCUCAGUGUUUUAUUUGCCAGUUAUUUUUAGUUAUUUUGCAUGUCAUAAUUUCUUAACUUUUGUAUUAUGCUUGUUUGCUCAAGUUGAAUAAAGUUGGACCCUAAUGUGGAGGAAUCGUUGAAAACAAAUCUUACUUGAAACAGUCUGAGUUUUUAUUAAUAGAAGUUCCUGAAUUUUCUUUUCAAUAUCCGAUCAAUGCCGAAAAGAUAUCAAAAAAAUGUUAAUUUCUAGAAAUAGCAGCAGCCAUAUUGAAGUUUAGAAAUGUAGCUGCACUCUUGAAAAAUGUAAAUAUCCAUCAAAGACUCCUAGAAAUGAAAAAGAUUGUAUUUGUUUGAUCUUUACCAUUAUGUCUCGAAAUAAGACCCAUAUUGAAAGUAUGUUAUAUUAAAAUUUGUUAUUUUUUACAUCGCCUUGAAAACAAAACAACUGUGAUAUUUAUGUAUUUUAAAAGUCUAUAACUUUCUCAUUGUCCGACAAAUAUGAAAUUAAAUCACAACUGUUACACAUUAAAUUUAAUGAAUACUAUAAAUUUAUUUGUUUUAAAGUUCAAUUGCUCAUACAUGUAAAACAGACUACUGGCAAGAUAAGCAAUUGAAUUUUAG
This is a messenger RNA of Mercenaria mercenaria, 1902 nucleotides long. RefSeq lists its product as uncharacterized. The record is from RefSeq and is a predicted model, not a curated record. The transcript has 4 exons. The coding region runs from base 114 to 839 and encodes 241 amino acids. NCBI's taxonomy places the organism in Eukaryota, Metazoa, Mollusca, Bivalvia, Venerida, Veneridae.